Messenger RNA from Amborella trichopoda, 1275 nucleotides. RefSeq lists its product as uncharacterized. The record is from RefSeq and is a predicted model, not a curated record. Gene Ontology annotation, cellular component: nucleus. Gene Ontology annotation, molecular function: DNA-binding transcription factor activity; sequence-specific DNA binding. NCBI's taxonomy places the organism in Eukaryota, Viridiplantae, Streptophyta, Magnoliopsida, Amborellales, Amborellaceae.
UCACUUCAAGACCCAAAUCUGGAAGGGGAAAGAGACCCAAAUCUCAACCAGAGGAAACCACCUCUGAAUCUCCCCCCUUUCUUUCAACCCCCCCUCUCUCAAACUCAUCACCAUUACCAAACCCCAUGGCUCUCUCCUUUCCCUAACAAUGCUCAAACUUCUGGCCAAACAUCACUGGGGAACCAGCCAGAAAACUCAUCCGAAAACCAGAGGCAAAGGCUGAGCUUUCAGUCGAGAGGAGGCGGAGGUGAGAUAAUAGAGGUCGAAGGCGGUCAUAUACUGAGAGCCACAGGUCGGAAAGAUCGGCACAGCAAGGUCUGUACAGCAAAAGGGCCAAGAGAUAGGCGUGUCCGCCUCGCUGCUCAUACAGCUAUUCAGUUCUAUGAUGUUCAAGAUCGGCUUGGUUACGAUAGGCCGAGUAAAGCAGUGGAUUGGCUCAUUAACAAGGCAAAACCAGCCAUUGAUGAGCUCAAAAAGAGGACCCAUGGCCAAAGCUCGAGCCAUGGAAAUGCCCCAUGUCCUUUUGGGGAGGUUGAUUUGGGUGGUGCACCUCAUAAGAGGUCUGCUUCAUUGUUGAAUGAUCAGACUCAGCUGCCAUUUUCGAGCUCUGGUGCUGAAGUGCCGCAGUUGGAUUUUUUGCCACCAAACCAGAGGCCAUUUUUGGAACAGGGAAUUCAGCAAGGUUGGGCUCAAAUGGAGGUGGGUUCGAGUUUUAUGAGUGGUUUUCAUGGAGUUUCGAGUUCGUUUCCAGAGGGAGGAACCCUUCAGUCCAGUAGUGCAGAGAGCUACCUCGGGUUGAUAUCGCCUGUUGGAUUUGUGCCGGGGGUGUAUCCAGGGUUUCGAAUUCCUGCGAGGUUUAGAGGUGAUGAGGAACAGGAUGAUGCCAAGCUAUCAGAUCCUCCAUCUACAUUUGCGCACCAUUAAGUGGUACAUACAAUCUCUCUCCCAAUAAGGAGUCUCCUUCUCCCUCUCCACCAUGACUCCUGCAACUCUCUCGCACUACGUGCAGUCUCCAACACAAUCUCUCUCUCUCCCACCAUAAGGAGUCUCCAUCUCUCUCUCCACCAUGACUCCUGCAACUCGCUCGCACUACCUGCAGUCUCCAACACAAUCUCUCCCUCACUGCCUCUCUAUCUCUCUCUCUCACAGUGUAUGCAGUCUCUAACACAGACUUCUCCCCUCUGUCUCCAUGAAUUCCCCCAACUCUAUUUACUGUUCUAUUGCUUCUCUCUCUCUCUCUCUCUCUCUCUCUCUCUCUCUCUCUCUCUCUCUCUC